Messenger RNA from Ochlerotatus camptorhynchus, 4868 nucleotides. It is a transcript of the gene melt, whose product is annotated as melted. The transcript has 9 exons. Bases 1168 to 4320 code for a protein of 1050 amino acids. Gene Ontology annotation, cellular component: plasma membrane. The record is from RefSeq and is a predicted model, not a curated record. NCBI's taxonomy places the organism in Eukaryota, Metazoa, Arthropoda, Insecta, Diptera, Culicidae. Gene Ontology annotation, molecular function: phosphatidylinositol-5-phosphate binding. Gene Ontology annotation, biological process: regulation of signal transduction.
AGUUCGCUAUGCUACAUUCUCUCAUUCGUGGUGCAAAAGUCGAACAGGAGUGACAGUCAGCGCUGUUGCUGCGGUCGUCUUCGUCGUGUUAGUCGUCGUCGUGUCGUCUGUCGGAUUGAUUUUGCGAAAAAAAUCGUUUGAAACUCGUUCGAAAGUGCUUUUGUCGUCAUUUGACGGCAAGCUGCAAUGGAAGGGCGUUGAAUUGUGAGAAAAUCAAAUGAAAUUCGGUGCAUUUUAAUGGUGAAAAAUAGAAAACACGAUCUGUGCUGAUUUCAAGCAAGCGGAAGAAUAGAAAGAAGAAUGUUUUCCAGUCGGAGCUGUGAGGUGUAAAGUUAUUUCUCCAAACGCACACCGUUGCGAUUCCGGAGCUGAAGAUCGUGCGAAGGUUUUUGGGCGCUGCACACGCGCUGGUGUGUGUCACGGCGACUCACCUGUCAACCACUACUUUACCAACACACCACAAUAAUAAUAAACAGUAAACAACAACAACCACCGACUGCUGCCGCUUGCGAAGCUCGACUCAUCGUUCUUUGCUGGCUGUCAUAAAGUAGGCGAGUAGAUUAUUGAAGCCGAGUUGCAUUUGCAGCGGAUGAAUGAAUGAAAUUUCUCCAGUUCGGCGCACGUGUUUUGACUAGGCUGAUGGGGAAGCGCUACUGACCGAAAGGCGUGAAUUAAUCCUGACUCUUCCCGGUGCGGCAUCGUCGUCGUCGUCGUCGUCGUCGUCGUCGCAGUCGUGCGUGAUUGGCACUUCAUUAAUUCUAAGUGAGUGAAGAAAAGCAGUAGUGCUGAGGCAACCGCCGUGCGAGCGUGAAAUGUUUUCCUACGACCCAACGUCGAAAGUGGAAACUGCGCGCCGCCGUCGGUGAGAAGGAAAGCAAAAGUAUGUGAUGAGUGAAGAGCAGGGAAAAAGUGUUCGCAUUUUCAACCUACAUUAAGGUAAAUGGAAGCAAAGCUUAGGUGGUAAUCCUGUUGGGGUGGUAAAACUGUGAUGCAAUCAACAACGGUGGUGAAAGGAAGCGCAGCUUACAGGCACAAAGCCAGGAUUAUCUGUGUUGUUGCGAGAGAAGUGUUGAUAGGUUAUGGGAUCGUGCGAUGAAGAGGAUCGAUUGAUUGAUUCUGGAAAGAGUGAGUGAGAAGGAAGCAGUCAGCCACUACACAGAGAGCAAGAUGCAUGAUUUAUUUACGACGGUUUUGUCAAAGCGAGAUUUGUCGCGAGCCGGAGAGCUGUUUUCGGUAGCGGAUGUGGAGAUUGCCAACGAUCUGAGUGAAGUGCUUCAGGAAAUAUCUUCCAUCAUCAGCCACGAGGACUACCUGCAGAACAGCAAUGAUCAAUCGGUGAUCGAAAUCUGUAUCAACCGUGUCACGUCAUGCAUCAAAAAGACCAACACCAUCGAAAAGCACUGCGCCGGGCUGGUGGGCCUGUUGGAGACCUGUCUCAAGUACAACCUGCAACCGUCCAGCAAGGAGGCGGAUCCACCCCAUGCCAAGAUUUCCUCAGAUAUCAUUUCCAGUAUUUUUCUUAAUUACAACAAAAAGCACGUGAUGGAAGUAACACUGCCCGUAGCCGUUAAAUUCCUGAACAAAGGAAACUUGGAACUGUCCCGGAACCUGGCAAGCUAUCUCUCGUCGGCAGCCAUCGAGUAUUCCUAUCUUCUCUCGCCCCACGUCAAGCUCAUUCUAGAAUCCCUACUAAACGAAAACUACGGCCUAUGUCACGUUCUCUCGCAAAUCUACGAUGCUGCUCCGGAACCGAUCAAUGCCGAAGCUAAGCGGUUCGUCGAAAUCAUUCCAAAAUGUGAACUCCAAGAGCAGAUUGUGAUCCUACAACUGUUGGUAGCGAUUGCCAAGAGUAAACCCUCCUCCCUGCUAGAAAGCAUUCCACAGCUUAUCGAUCUAGCCCAGAAACCUUGCAUUUCUACUGCGGUUAUGUUGGUGAUUCUAAAACUGGCCGAAUACAAACCGAUCAAAAUGAGUGAAUACACCGACUCGGUGAAGAAUGUUGCCCUGGUGGUACCACAAACGGUUGGAUUUGCAGCGCAAAUCUUAUCAGCGAUAGGUAAAUCGAGCAAAGACCGAGCGCAGGUCGCUUUAGACUUUGUGUUGGAGUACCUCCCUAAGGCGGAUCGUGCUUUGCAAACGAUCCUACUGAACGAAGCGACCAAGCUCUGUACCAAGUAUCCGGUUUUGUUUACCGACAAGGUCACUUCGGUGGUACGGCAACGACAACUGAACAAUAGCAAUCAAAUCAAACAGACUCCCGGCGGAGUUACCAUAGUCAAUCUGAACUCUUCCGCGACGCUGCCGGUAACGGCAGUGGCAUCGGCUACAACACCACCGGUGACACUGGAUAGUCGCUCGAUAAUUUCCAAAACACCAAACGUGGCCGUCAUUGGCAAUAGUAGUGCCACGACUGCCAUCACUACAAUCAUCAAUACAUCGAAUGGAACGACUACGACUUCCACCAUCCAUCCAGCUCUGCUGACAAACUUCAUGAACUCUGCCAAUGGGAUACCGGCUGUCGUGAAUGGAGGGCCCAUGGUACCGCCAACGCCACCGCAUACCGGCUACACACGUCGGGCGAAACUGGGCGAUUCUCGAAGUACGGGGCGGUUACAUUCCGGAGGUGGUGGUAACAAGAGCAUGACUCGGUUAAACAUUGCCGGAGGAUCGGUGGGAGGUUUGCACAAAUCGAUGACCAGACUCAGUUCGUCGCAGCUGCUCGGGCAGUAUAAUGGAGAUGAAUCCGGUAAACCACACCAUGGUCCCGGUACGGGUGCCGUGAGCACUGCAGCCAGUGGCAUCAGCGGAGGCGGCGGAAUCGAUGGAAGCAGCGCUGGCGGUGGUUCCAACUCAAAUAGCAACAUCCUCAAUAGUCAUUCCAGUGGCAACGUGGCAAUUGCCUUCGCCAACAAAAACAAUAGCGUGCAGAACUUUACGUCACCGAUUCCUCCACCGUUGAGUCAGCACGUGAUGAUAACCGGCGAGAACAAGUGGGGCAUUCCGCAGACUAAGAUCACUUCUGGAGGAGUGACGGUGACGACAUCGCCGACCCGAGUGCAGCGACCGUACUCACAAGGUCCCAACACUCUGAUGGGAUCAGCGGGAGCCCUUGGGAAAAACUCGUUGGGUGGGCUGAACCAGUCGACCGGUUCGAUUGGGAUGGUCCAAGUGCAUCACGCUUCUCCGGCCUCGCCGACCAUGUUCAACAAUCAUUCCCAGCAGACAUCACCGCAGCUGACGACACUGUCGCUCAAUUCAAACGAAGAUGGUAGCAAUCAGGUGAGCGUAUCCGGCCCGGCAACAGUUACAUCGCGGCGGAACGAUAACCGUAGUGUAACUUUGUUGAAUGCUAGCAGUACGGUUAAUCAGAGAAUGAGUGUGUUCGAGCCGUAUCCCAUGCGGGAUACGAUUCAACAUUUCUGCGAGAAGCAUCUGGAUAAGAUUAAAGCUUUUACCGAGAGCGUUGCCCAGAGAUUACCUCCGCCGGCCAAGUGUAUUAUCGAGGAGCGGCGAGCCAAGAAAAUGGCCAAGUUGCACUUUGCAUGUCAGGUUAGAGGCCCGCAUUGUCUAUAUUCGAGAACUAUGUUUACCAUGAGAACACGAAAUCCAAGGACGUGGAUCCAUUUGAUGUUUCUGGACCUGCAAGCACGAGCCCCACAGAAUGCGCUCAGUAGUUGGGACCCGAGUGUGAGUCGACUGAAGCAUUGCUGGGAUACGUUGAAAUGUGAGAACAAGACCUUUAUAACGCUAGUCACCAGUGCAUUUCCCAAUGUCAAGGAACAGGAAGCACUAAUCAACGAGUUGCGAAAUGCUGGUUUCUUUGAUGUUUUUGAACUUGGAGCGGCCAGCACGCCAGAGGGUGCCAGCAGCGAGGAUUUGCAGUUCCAGUGGGGCUGCUUCUUGUGCAAUCAUCCGGAGAAGGCAAUGGACUUCCUACAUGGUAAUACGCAACCGGUAAUAGAAGGGCAACUCAAAGAGAAGAAAGGGAAAUGGCGACUGUUCCGUCGGUGGCGCACCCGAUACUUCACGCUCUCAGGUGCACAUCUAUCGUGCAAAGGAUCGACUGGUGGCGAAAGUAUCGACGUCAACCAGAUCCGCUCGGUCAAAGUGUCUCGUGGAGCGCGAAACAUUCCCAAGGCGUUUGAAAUUUUCACCGGCGAUCAAACGUUGAUUCUGAAACCCAAGGACGGGAACAAGGCUGAGGAAUGGGUUCAAUGUCUGAGCAUUGUGCUGGCACACUCACAGGCACGCGAUAGUCCAACGACUCGUACCAAUAGCCUUCCCGCUCGCAGCCUCGGCAACAGUCGAACCGUAUUUUAAGAUACAAAUCACACACACAUACACUCACUCACAUGCAUAACACGUACCUAGAUGUACUUAAGCACACACUCGGAGAUCAUGAAAAGACUUGAGAUGAAAAGUAAUAUGAGAGAAAUAUCAUGUACUUAAUGCCAACAUUUCCUUCCAUAAUUUACCUUUAAUGUUAUACAGUAUAGGAGAGUAGGGAAGCAACCGAGUUGCUAACUCAAUUUAACGACAAUCGUGAAUUAGCUGUAUUUUAACUAGCCAAGUAAGAAACAAAAGCAAGCCAAGCAACUGAAUGUGUCAAUUGAAAAUUGAUUUCAACAAACUGACGACUAAAUUAUUUGAGAGAUGUCUUUCCAAUCAAAUCUUUUUAUAUUGUUAUACCCUUUAUUAAGGAACGAACAUAGUUAACUCGAGGUCUAUUUAUUGCCAAUUUGUCCUGAAAAUGUGUACUUACCGAACAGAAAGAUAUUCGUUCUAAAACCUGCCGCGUGCCGCCCUACCGGUCUCUAUUGACUAAUGUUUAAGCAAAAACAAAAUGCAAAACAAGACAGAGAAUAUAA